UCUUAUAUCUGUGGUGUUUUGUUUACAUGUGCCAUGUGCCCAGCAGCUUAGCAGUGCGUUGUGUUGUACUUUAAAGAAAUUUGUUUGGUUGAUACUAAGAAAAGGGUUAAACAAAACUAUACAGUAUGGUGCGAAAAAAGAUUGACAACAGAAUAAGAGUGAUUAUUGAGAACGGCGUUGUACAAGGCCACAGAAGUAUGUUUGUAAUAGUUGGUGAAAGAGGAAGGGAUCAGGUGGUUAUUUUGCAUCACAUGCUGUCGAAGGCAACAAUAAAAGCACGCCCCAGUGUUCUGUGGUGUUACAAGAAAGAGCUUGGCUUCAGCAGCCACAGAAAGAAGAAAAUGAAAACACUCCAGAAGAAGAUCAAGUCUGGCAGGUUGAAUGUAAAUGAGGAUGAUCCUUUUGAGCUAUUUGUUGCCUCUACAAAUAUUCGAUACUGUUACUAUACUGAAACUCAUAAAAUAUUGGGAAACACUUUUGGAAUGUGCAUUCUUCAGGACUUCGAGGCUUUGACUCCGAACAUUUUAGCUCGCACGAUUGAGACCGUGGAAGGCGGAGGACUCAUCAUCCUGCUGUUGCGGUCGGUUGCGUCCCUCCGCCAGCUCUACACCAUGACCAUGGAUGUCCAUGAACGUUUCCGAACAGAAGCCCACAGCGAAGUGGUCGCUCGGUUCAAUGAGCGCUUCCUGCUGUCGCUGGCGUCGUGCCCGCGCUGCCUGGUGAUGGACGACCAGCUGACGGUGCUGCCGCUGUCGUCGCACAACCUGCGCGUGGAGCCGGCGGACAGGAGCGGGCCGGAGGGGCCCGACCCCGCUCUGGCCGCCAUCAAGGACAGCCUGGAGGACCUGAGGCCGGUCGGCGUGCUGGUCAAGCUGUGCAAGACGGCCGACCAGGCAAAAGCAAUGCUGAAGUUCGUGGAAGCAAUAUCGGAGAAGACUCUUCGCUCCACAGUUUCGCUGACUGCAGCCCGAGGGAGAGGCAAGUCUGCGGCUCUGGGCAUCGCUAUGUCUGCGGCCGUGGCAUUCGGCUACUCGAACAUCUUCGUCACCAGUCCCAGCCCAGAAAAUCUCAACACGUUGUUUGAGUUUGUGUUCAAAGGUUUUGACGCACUGGAGUAUCAGGAGCACCUUGACUACGACCUGAUACAGUCUACGAAUCCAGAGUUCAACAAAGCAAUUGUUCGAGUAAACAUUUUUCGAGACCACAGGCAGACUAUUCAGUACAUACACCCAACAGACGCCCACAAGCUGGGUCAGGCAGAACUGGUGGUCAUAGACGAGGCCGCAGCCAUCCCGUUGCCAUAUGUCAAGGCCAUGCUCGGACCUUACCUAGUCUUCCUGUCAUCCACGAUAAAUGGGUACGAAGGUACAGGACGGUCCUUGUCGCUGAAACUCCUCAGCCAGUUGCGGACGCAGGCGGCCCCAAGUGGGGUCACUGUCGACAAGGCGAAGAGUGCGUCAACUGGCAGGGCCCUCCACGAGGUGACGCUAGAGGAGUCGAUACGAUACAAACCUGGUGAUGCGGUAGAAGAAUGGCUCACGAACCUUCUGUGCCUUAAUGCUGUGUCAGUUCAGCCCAUCCAGUCCGGCUGCCCUGUGCCUGAAAAUUGUGAUCUGUAUUACAUCAACAGAGACACACUGUUCUGCUUCCACAAAGCAUCUGAAGCCUUUCUACAGAGAAUAGUAUCUCUCUUCGUAGCAUCACAUUAUAAGAACAGUCCCAACGACCUGCAGAUGAUGUCUGAUGCCCCCGCGCACCACUUGUUCUGUCUGCUCGGACCCGUCGACCCGGAACAGAAGCAUCUUCCGGAAGUGCUCGUCGUAAUUCAGGUCUGCCUGGAAGGUCAGCUUUCUAAGAACUCUGUGGCAGAUGGCCUGUCUCGGGGGAAGAGAGCAUUUGGAGAUCUAAUCCCUUGGACAGUAGCACAGCAGUUCCAAGAUCAGGAUUUUCCAAUGCUUACAGGAGCAAGAGUUGUACGCAUAGCCACUCAUCCGGAUUAUCAAGGUAUGGGUUACGGGAGCAGAGCUCUAACAUUAUUGAAGCAUUACUAUGAACUGAAGAUACCCUGCAUUUCUGAAGAUAAUCCCCCUGAGGACCACAUUGAGAGCAUUUCCACAGAAGAAGUUAGUUUACUGGAAGAACGCAUUGUUCCCAGGAAGUCGCUGCCUCCCCUGCUGCUGAAACUGAGCGAGCGAUUGCCGGAGCACUUGGACUACCUCGGGGUUUCCUAUGGUCUUACCUUGCCUCUCAUGAAGUUUUGGAAGAGGGCGGGAUUUGUUCCAGUCUACCUCAGGCAGACGACCAACGACCUGACUGGCGAGCACUCGUGCAUCAUGCUGCAGCAACUGAACAUCACAGGGUCGGAGGACGGGACCACGGGAGGAAAGUGGCUCCCAGAGUUCUUCACGGACUUCAGGCGUCGCUUCAUCUCGCUGCUGGGUUAUCAGUUCAGAACCUUCCUGCCGGCGCUCGCGCUCAGCAUCGUGCAGAACAAGACCUGCAAGCUGGUGCCUAGAGAGCUGAGCAGCGAGGAGCUGGAGGCGCACGUGACCAAGUACGACGUGAAGCGGCUGGAGAUGUACGCCAACAACAUGGCCGACUACCACCUGGUCAUGGACCUGCUGCCGGCCCUGGCCCGCCUCUUCUUCCUGAACCUGAUGGGCGACGUGCACAUCUCCGCUGUGCAGGCCGCCAUCCUACUGGGCCUGGGGCUGCAGUACAAGACCGUGGACUGCCUCGCUGCUGAGCUGGAGCUGCAGAGCUCCCAGCUGCUGGGGCUGUUCAACAGGAUGAUGCGCAGGUUCGUGCAGCAUCUGCUGGCCGUCACGAAGCGGUCCAUCGAGCGGCGCCUGCUGCUGCCCGCCCGCCCCGGUCCCGACCCGGCCCCCGACACGCUCGACCCGGCCGGGCGCAGCCUGCGCGAGGAGCUGGAUCAGGCUGCCAAGGAGCUUAAAGUAAAGCAGCAGGAAAAGUUGGAGGAACUGAAGAGAGAGAACCUCAGCUUCUACGCCAUAAAAGGGUCAGAGGAUGAGUGGGGGAAGGCUCUGGCCAAAGGCAGUAAGAACCUCAUCUCUGUCAAGAGUGAGAAAAGAGGCAGUGAAGAAACUGUCAAUGAAAAACCACCACUGAAAAAGAAGAAGAAAACUAAAAGAAAUUUUCCUGUUUAGUCAUUGUUGAUAUAAGUGUAACUGUGAUCACAGUUCAAAAAUUCUGUAAAUAUUUUUUUUUUUAUUUUUGUGAAUAAUUGUAAACAUUUUAUUCAUAUAACAUAAAAUAAUUUCAAUAUUAAUUUAUUUUGAAUUAAAAAUGUUAAAUUAAAAUGUGUUAAGCCUACAAAUUUUGUCUAUAUUAAUUUCAAAUGUUCAACUAUUAAUCCUUUUCUAAUUCUGAUAGAAGUAUCUUGGCUUCUGGGUUAUAGUCACGUCCAAGGCGAAUAUAUCACCAACGUUUCGGUCGACAUUGCAGUCGCCAUCAUCAAGGUAGAGUUACCUACUGAGGUUAUCACAAGUUCUUCUGCCUUUAAUACUUUCGCCUGAGAGGAGUGUUUCCCGAUAUGCUGCAGCUGUGGGCCAAUCACAACUUACCUUACGUCUAAUUGGUCUGUUGGUUUGGCCAUUCGGAGCUGGACUUCUGUGAUUGACUGGGGGUGCUGGCAAAUCAGUGGCCUCUUCUCUUCUGAUUGGCUGAGCUGUUUUGCCAACCAGAGGCGACCUGUCUUUUGUUAGAUGCAGAGCUAGGUUUUAUGAAGACUGGAUCCCAUAUUCUGCUUAAUUUGUAGCCAUCUUCUCUAUUUAUGUUUGCUGGGUGUUAUAAUAUUUCUACUGAUUCUCGAAUGUAUCUCAAGUUGGCUAUGGCGUGGAAUUGAUUGAAAUCAAUGCUAUAUCUGAUUGUGGGUUUUCAUGUUUAUAGUCACUGAUAUGUUCUUUAACCCUUGUGAUUAUUCUUCAGCUAGUCUGUCCUAUAUAUAUAUAUAUAUAUAUAUAUAUAUAUAUAUACACACACACACACAAGAACAUGGAACCUUGUACCUACAAGCUAGGUUUUCGGCUGGGGUUUUGUCUUUCACAGAUGUCAGAGACCCCUCAGUCUUGUUUAAAGAUUUGAGAAUCGUAAGAAUUCUUGCCACUUGGUGAAAUUCAUUUGAUGUAAGGAGUGAAAGCUUUAUUAGGAAGAUGCACUUUCUUUUGCUGUUGUGAUUUCAUGGCUUUCCUAAUUUCUUGAUUUCGAAUAACCAUUUGCUUGAAGAUCACUUGUUAGAUGUUUCAUAUCUUCUUCAAUAUUGUCUUCGCAAAUGGCUCUAGCUCUGUUGACCAAAGUUGAGAUGAUUGUUCUGUCGCGUGACACUCUCUAAUCGGGGUGUCCCCUGCUCCAAUUGUGGCUGCCUAUGGGGGUUGCUAGUGGUGCUAUCUAUGCCGGGUCAAUGGAGAUUCCUUGGUGGGGUAGGGGGGAAUGGCCGUAUGAGUUCAGGGGGGUAGCCCCACCUAGGCAGGCCUUGUAGAUGGGCGUCAGAGCCGCCGAGCGAUAUGGUGGAGGGGCGGCUCUUCUCCAACGUUAUCCCUUUAGAGGGAGGGGAUGGAAUCGGGUUGACCCGAGUGGGGGCCGGGAAGAAGACCUCCGUCUGGCGGGGACCAACGGUCUUCUGUCGGCGGGCUGCUGCUGCUCGGUCCCGAGCCUUCGUGUAUACCCACGGGGCGGGGACUGAUGAAUCUCCCUCCACGGGUAUUGGCCGUGAGUUGGAGGGGGGUAAGGCACUGCCGUUCGGUAAAGGCCUCGGGGUCUGCUUAGCCCCCUGCCCUCGAUAGAAAUACGACAUGGGUUGCUGGUUGCUUACCCACAGAGAGUCUGGCGGCUCUGGUGAUCGCUGAAGUGGCCGCUCUUCCCUGGGUCGAGGGCAGUCUGGCGAGCUGGUCGGCUGGCAGGCGGUGGGUGACUUGGUGGGCUCUCCCUCUCCCGAAUGAAAAGCUCGGUAUGCUCGUAGCACAAACUUUAUUCGCUAGCUCUGGGAGUCGCAGCCUCUCCCCUACAGGCUACAUAUACUGAUACUGUGUUACUAGCUACGGCCUGUAACUAGGCAGGUCCUGGCUCGAACGAUAACACUCACACCUCGGCGAAUUCCUCUCCCUAUCUGCUCUCGGUCCUCACGUAGACGGGUUCGAGUCCCGGAGUCCUCUUGUAGUGGUGGCACGGUGAGAGAGAGACCUCGGCGGCCGUGGUGCCACUGGGACACCAACUGCCUUUCUGGGCCAAGGGCUGGCCCUUUUAUACCCAUCCUGAGGGCCUGGGCGUGACGUCGGAGGGCGAGGGAUUCCGGGAAUUGCCGGCCGCUUCCCGGAAUUCCAGGCAGCAGUAGUGCCGUGCGCAAAAUGCUGGCCUGGAGGGAGAGGGG
Messenger RNA from Bacillus rossius redtenbacheri, 5386 nucleotides. RefSeq names its product RNA cytidine acetyltransferase. The record is from RefSeq and is a predicted model, not a curated record. Gene Ontology annotation, cellular component: nucleolus; 90S preribosome. Lineage: Eukaryota; Metazoa; Arthropoda; Insecta; Phasmatodea; Bacillidae. Bases 126 to 3167 code for a protein of 1013 amino acids. The transcript has 20 exons. Gene Ontology annotation, biological process: rRNA acetylation involved in maturation of SSU-rRNA. Gene Ontology annotation, molecular function: ATP binding; 18S rRNA cytidine N-acetyltransferase activity; tRNA binding.